AUGGUGUCAUGGAAAGGGAUAUACUUUGUACUUGCACUAUUCCUGGGAAGUUUUUUUGGAAGUAUCUUCAUGCUCGGUCCUUUUCUGCCUUUGAUGUUUAUCUCUCCGGCCUGGUAUCGCUGGAUCACCGACUGCAUUGUGGCCACUUGGCUCACACUGCCCGUGGCCUUGCUGGAAAUGGUGUUUGGUGCCAAGGUGGUUGUCACUGGAGACGGAUUUGUUCCUGGAGAAAGAAGUGUCAUUAUCAUGAACCAUCGCACCCGAAUGGACUGGAUGUUCCUGUGGAACUGCCUGCUGCGAUACAGCUACCUCAGACUUGAAAAAAUCUGUCUCAAAUCCAGUCUCAAAAGCAUUCCGGGAUUUGGCUGGGCAAUGCAGGUUGCUGCCUUUGUUUUCAUUCAGAGAAAGUGGGAAGAUGACAAGAGUCACUUUGAAAAAAUGCUGGAUUAUUUCUGUGACAUUCGUGAACCACUGCAACUACUCAUCUUUCCAGAAGGAACUGAUCUCACAGCCAAUACCAAAGCCCGCAGCAAUGAAUUUGCUGAGAAGAACAGACUUCAAAAAUAUGAGUAUGUCUUGCAUCCGCGAACGACUGGAUUCACUUUUGUGGUUGAGCGUCUAAGGGAAG
Messenger RNA from Acanthisitta chloris (rifleman), 628 nucleotides. RefSeq names its product lysocardiolipin acyltransferase 1 (gene LCLAT1). The transcript has 4 exons. The annotation marks the transcript as partial. Gene Ontology annotation, cellular component: endomembrane system. The record is from RefSeq and is a predicted model, not a curated record. Lineage: Eukaryota; Metazoa; Chordata; Aves; Passeriformes; Acanthisittidae. Gene Ontology annotation, molecular function: acyltransferase activity.